This is a messenger RNA of Lemur catta (Ring-tailed lemur), 882 nucleotides long. RefSeq names its product VENT homeobox (gene VENTX). The coding region runs from base 1 to 636 and encodes 211 amino acids. The record is from RefSeq and is a predicted model, not a curated record. NCBI's taxonomy places the organism in Eukaryota, Metazoa, Chordata, Mammalia, Primates, Lemuridae. The transcript is spliced from 3 exons. Gene Ontology annotation, biological process: regulation of transcription by RNA polymerase II. Gene Ontology annotation, molecular function: RNA polymerase II cis-regulatory region sequence-specific DNA binding; DNA-binding transcription factor activity, RNA polymerase II-specific.
AUGUUAGAUUUAUUCUCCCCCAACCAAAAAACCCAGCUGACUGUGCCGCGGCACACCGGCCACACCGCAGCCGUCCCCCCGCCGCCCCACCGGGGAUGGUUGAGCAAGGCGCCCGAGCCCUGGCGGGCCCCACGCGUCCGCACGGCCUUCUCCGUGGAGCAGCUGCGAGCCUUGGAGGGCGCCUUCCAGCACCAGCAGUACCUGGGCCCCCUGGAGCGGAAGAAGCUGGCCAGGGAGAUGCGGCUCUCGGAGGUGCAGAUAAAAACCUGGUUUCAGAAUCGCCGCAUGAAACACAAACGCCAGAUGCAGGACUCCCAGCUGACCACCCCCUUCUCUGGGCCUCUGCCCUUGAGGCCGGCUGUCUGCGCCGCCUUCCGCCCAGAGCAGUGGCCGGGAGCUGCCGUGCCCUUGGGCAGCCCCGCUGGGGCUCAGGCUCUGGUGCUGCCCCCUGGCUCCUGCUGGGGCCCCUGCCAAGUGGAGCAAGACCCCCUGGCCUUGGCGUGGGCCUGGUGCUGCCGACAGCCCCGGAUGUGCUGCGUCCCAGACCCCGGAAGCCACAUGCACGCACUGGGCCCAGCCUUGUCCACGGGACCCUGGGGCCUGUGUGCUCUGCCGGAAGCUGGGGACGCCUUCUGAGGGCACGAGAGCCGCACGCCAGCGACGUGUGCAGACGUGCCUGGGGGCCGGAUGUGCCCUGUUUGCCACCGUGGCCCUGUCUGCAGCUGGUGGCACUUCUGCCCCUGGCCUGCCACAAGACUCUGGAGAACUUAUAGCUGGAGAAGUUUUCAAGCCACCCCUCGCUGACAAUUACUGAAAGGACCCGUUUAGGGAGUAACUGACACGUCAGUGGGCUUGUUGCGUGUGGAGCUUUCAGAGCACGAU